Anopheles nili is the source of this 3139-nucleotide messenger RNA. RefSeq lists its product as uncharacterized. The coding region runs from base 1 to 2868 and encodes 955 amino acids. The transcript has 12 exons. The record is from RefSeq and is a predicted model, not a curated record. Gene Ontology annotation, cellular component: membrane. Lineage: Eukaryota; Metazoa; Arthropoda; Insecta; Diptera; Culicidae.
AUGGCAGCCGAAGAAAAUGGUACCAAUCCCAUCAACACCGUCGUCGUUGGCCCAGACGAUGAUCCGCUGCGUGAUCCGACGCGAUGGGAGAAGUUUUGCCAACGGCAUGGCAUCAACCCGAACCUGAUCAUGCUGAAGAUAACGCUGUUCGUGAUGUAUGGUGCCACGUCGUCGCUGCUCCCGUACCUAACCAUCCACAUGCAGAGCACCGGCCUGACGGUAGAGGAAAUUGCAAUCAUCUACUUGGCACUGCCCUUCACAACGUUCCUGAGUCCGCCGAUCACGGGAUUCCUGGUGGACAAGUUCGGACGGUACAAGCCGGUUGUCAUCAUGAGUUUGCUUUUAAAUGCAUUAUUCCACCACUCGCUGCUGCUGAUCCCGCAGCAGGAAAUACCUGGCAAGGUACCGGAAGCGUACGUAAUGAGACAUCCCGGGACAGGAAACGUCGAGGUUUGGUGGUCACCAUGUCCAAGCCGCGAGUGCCCGGAAGAGGAGGAACUCGAUAUUGUCGUCGAUCAGUGUCUGGACCAUUGUCUGCUACAGGAGCAGAACCCGAAAAUAGAGCUCGCACCACCCCCAACAGAUCUGCCGCUAGCUGUAACUCCGAAUAGCGACGAACCGAACGACACGAAAGAUGAUCUGGAUCUGUUUGUGCGGAAUAAGGGCCCGGGAAAGCACAAGAACAAGACUGCCGACGUACUUAGCACCACCAGUGGCAGCAGUUCGAGCACUACCGAGCAGUACAUCGACAGUAGUGGUCCAUUUUGUCGAUUCCCAGAGGCGGUACUUAAGGAGGACCCGGGAGAUGAAUCGGAGGAGAGCGAAGAGGGCUGGGUGGUGGCAGGUAGUGGUGACUCCGCGUUCAUCGUCCUCGACAUGCACCCGGACCUGGGAGAACCGAUCGAGCAGCUGGGAAUGGAGAUUGAACACGACGACAACGCUACCGUGACUGACUUCAAGACGCGUUUUGGCAUAGGUCUUCUCUGGAAGCAGGGUGUCAACGUUACGGCUCUCGAGGAGGAAGAUCUUCGCUGUGGAGGACUCGUGCAGACGUCCAAUAUGACGCUUACCAGCAACAUCAAGCUGUCGGAAUGGGCUGCUGAUUGCAUGGUGCAACGAUGCCGUUUCCGUCGUAAUGGUCCCGAUAUCUGCCCACCUGACUACAAGGAGAGUGAUGACAAGAUCUUCUGGAUCUACUUCGCGCUACGAUUCCUGGCGACGACGAUGUUGUCGGCGGGUGUCACUAUUAUGGACCCGAUCGCGCUGACGAUGAUCGAGAAGUACGGUGGGGACUUUGGACGUGAGCGACUGUUCUCCAGCAUUGGAAUGGCCAUCUUCUCCCCGAUUACCGGAGUGCUAAUCGAUCUGUUCUCGAAGGACUUGGGCUAUACAGACUACUCGGCGGCGUUUUACACGUACGAUAUCCUGCUGAUCAUCUCCUCGGUCACGGUGUUCCUGAUGCCGCUAGGUGAGAAGUUACCGGCUGAUAAUGUGUUUAAGGACUUGCUGAACUUGCUCAAGCUGAAGCACGUCAUCAUCUUCAUUUGGUUCCUGUUCUUGCUGGGUAACUUCUGGGGUUUCAUCGAAAGCUUCCUGUUCCUGUACCUGAAGGAACUCGGCGCCCCUAAUUACCUAUUGGGCAUCACGAUAACAGUGGGGACGGUGAGCAGUAUUCCGUUCUUGUACGGUGCCGGGCGCAUCACCAAGAUAGUGGGACACGUGAACCUAAUCGUGAUCGCGUUCAUCGCACACGCCUGCCGUCUGGUGGGCUACUCCUUCAUCGAGAACGCCUGGUGGUGCUUCCCGUUCGAGGCGAUGGAGGCGUUGUCCUGUCACUUGAUGUGGGUCGCAGCGGCCACGUACUGUGCCCUGCUGGCUCCAAAGAGCCUGCUCGCCACGCUGAUCGGUGUGCUUGGGAUGGCGCAUUUCAGCCUGGGUCGUGGUAGUGGUUCCUUCUUCGGUGGGUUCCUGAUCGCGGAGGUGGGUACUCGCGAGGCGUUCCGGUACAUGGGUUUGGUAGCGGUGGCCGGUGGACUAGCGUACAAGUUCAUACACGCAAUCUGGCUGAGGAAGUACGACAAUCCGGACGCCGACGAUGAGGAGCUGGAAAAGGGCGAAACGGACAAGCUGUACGGUGAGGGUGACGAACCGAAGACGAAAGAUCAAGGCACCUCGAUGUCUCAAGAGCGGCUAUCACUCAUGAUAAAGUACAAUCAGAUAGGCAGCCUGACGUCUCUGCCGCGCGGCUCAAGGGGUGACGUGAACGAUGUCUUCGCCAAACGCCGCAGCAGCUACAACAUCGAAUUUGUGCGUGCCCAACGAGGUGGUGGCAGUGCGUCAAAGGUCGACCUCCUGAAGUCGGCGGUCGAUAUCAACCAUAAGGCGUCCCAUCCGCACCUGCGCAAGGAAGGCAAGGCGUCCGACCAGUCACUCAACUCGAAACGUGCCGACAGUGCGCCACGUUUGAACAAUCAAUCGAAAAACAUCUCCCAGCCGGCUCUUAGCGCAGUUGUGGACGAGGAUCUACCGGCGGCUGGGCUGUCGCGUCAUAGGAAAAAACACCAUCAGAGCGGUAUCCUGGUGGUGAAAGCUUGCAGCCAUGAUGGUGAUUUGGACCUGCGUAAUUAUUUGCGGGAAACGGAGCAACGUGAUUCAAUCACCGAAGGCGAAGAGGAAAAUUACAAACUGGAGCUCAGUAAGAAGGCAUCCCGCGGUCAUGUGCUGAAUGACAUACCCGAGCGAACGGUAGAACCGUCGGAUGCUGUUUCCACGGGUCUGCCAACAUCCCCAAUACCGAACGUGGCCGAAGCUGUGUCAACUCCCACGCCUAGCAUAGCGGAUGAUCAUACAAAAACCAAUGCUACAUGAUAGGCGGAUGUUCCGGAUUCUUGGGUGGCGAUAAUCCCCGACCGGGUGCUUUUGUUUCUCAUGUUUUGUUUGCUGUUUCCCAAGUAUUUCUUUAACACACACACAUCGCCACGCGGGAAUUGGGUUUGUUUUGUUUGUGCGUUUAUCUGCUCAAUUAUGAAAAAUAACUAUCGCAAGUAGCACACCAUAAGUACAAGAUGUAAGAGUGAAUAAAUAUGGCACAUUCCGUCAGGUGCCACUUCAUUCAAGUGCUUCGAAUUAUUGCCGAAGG